This is a messenger RNA of Eutrema salsugineum, 1167 nucleotides long. Its product is annotated as F-box/kelch-repeat protein At5g51250. Gene Ontology annotation, molecular function: protein binding. The record is from RefSeq and is a predicted model, not a curated record. The transcript has a single exon. Lineage: Eukaryota; Viridiplantae; Streptophyta; Magnoliopsida; Brassicales; Brassicaceae. Bases 1 to 1167 code for a protein of 388 amino acids.
AUGUCGUCCUCGGAGAAGGAGAAGGUGCUCUCACCGACUCCGCAAUCUAUGUUGGUUCCGUCGCUUCCUGAUGAUUUUCUGAGCUGCUUCGCACGUGUGUCAAGGUUAUACUAUCCGACUCUCUCCCUCGUCUCCAAGCACUUUCGAUCUCUCCUUGCUUCACCUGAGCUUUACAAGGCCAGGUCACUUCUAGGACACGAAGAGAGUUGUCUCUACUUGUGCUUAGGAUCCCAAUAUGAUUCUCACUGGUUCACGCUCUGUCGGAAACCUGAUCAAACCCUAAUUAACAAUGGCACUAGCUUGAAGAAGAAGUCAAGUGGGUAUGUUUUGGCUAGAGUCCCGAUUCUUCAUUCUCCACCUGCGUACUUUCCGAGUCUUGUGGCAGUUGGUUCUGAUAUCUACAACAUCGGAUCAAGAUCCAUCAUCAACAACUCUAGCGUUUCAGUUAUGGACUGUCGGUCUCACACGUGGCACGAGGCUCCAAGCAUGCCUGUGGAGCUGAUUUCACUUUCUGCUAGCGUCGUUGAUGGAAAGAUAUAUGUAUCAGGAAGAGGUAGUGAUGAUAAGAACUCACUGGAGGUGUUGGACACAAAAACAAAAACUUGGGAUCAUGUGCCCAUCUCUUGCAACGAGACAAGAUGCAGUUUUUAUUACUCAAGAAGCGCAUGUAUUGACGGAAAGUUUCACGUGGCGGCAGACGGAAGGUUUUACGUGGUGGCGGCUGGCGAAAAGUUGGUUUCUUACAAUUCCAGGGAAGGUAGAUUGGACCAGGUUGAACUAAGGAUGUGUGAUAAGUUGUUUUCAGAUACUUAUUGCGAGAUAGAGAAUGUUUUGUAUUCUGCCGGUGAGGGAGCGAUUAGAUGGUUUGAUACCAAGGUACAAAAAUGGAGAUAUUUGAUGGUUUUUGAAGGACUACCUAAGUUUCCUCCUGCUGUUUCUGUUAGAUUGGCUGAUUAUGGUGGUAAGAUGGCGGUUUUUUGGGAAGAGUAUUUGCUCUCUAGUGAGCAGAAGAUGAUUUGGUGUGCGGUAGUUAUGCUUAAAAGGCACAAAUUUUGGGAAAUUUGGGGCGAAAGCUGUGAAAUUUGGGGAAUAGUUGAGUGGUUUGAUCAUGUUCUUACAGUUCCUAUAGGAUAUCAGUUUGUCAAGGCUCUUGCUGCUACUGUUUGA